GCAUUCGGAUGAAUCUUCUUUAAUUUCCUUUAUUUUUUCAUUUUCUUUCAAUCUUUCCACAAAAGAGCAUCAAUUCCGGCGCCAACAACUUCCUGACCAGGCGUUGCCCAUAAGGCCAUUAGUACAGUUCACCAACAACCGUCAUCAGUCGGCCAUCACCCAAAACUUCACCGGCAGUCGUUGACAUCUUUCAUAGUUGCCGUUGUGCGCAGCCCAUAGCCCACGACUUUCGCAAUGGCCGUCACCCGCCUCCUGUUGCCCACCGUUCCGCGCGCAGCCCAUGGGCUACAAGUUCCCCAAUUAACUUCUGGUGCCGGCCACCCUUGUAAUGAAACAGAGGAAGGAUGGAAGAAAGAUAGGCAAAAAAACAAGAAACGGAAAAGAAAUAAUUUUGGGCUAUGCAGGGAACAGAAGGAAAGCAAGAAUCUGAACGCAAGAAGAAAAACCGAAAGAAAAAAGAAAGAGGAUGAAAAGAAAACGUAUGUGAUAAAACCGAAAGGGGUCAGAGGAGAGAGUAUUUGGUUCUCAUAAGUGAUCACUCAGAAACUUUAUACUGGAUGGUUUCAAUUAGAUUGAGUUUCAAAUCUUUCUGUGACAUGAAAUUAAAGAUGAUACUCCAAAACUUAUGUGGGAUGAGCCCAAAUUCAAACAAGCCAUGAGAAUAAGAAAUCCCAAGAAUAGGCUAAAAAAGAUUUUGGAUGCAUGCAAAAACAAAAGCAAAUGUGAAGGAGGGGAUGAAAUUAAUCUGCAAGGCCGAGAUCCUGACGAACCUGUAAAGAAGACUAGGGGUGGUUGUGGGGCUCAACAGCCCAAGAUUAGUAUAGAUGGCAUGAAAAUGGUUUCAGAUUAUAAAGGUCAGAAGAAGAAGAAUGACGACCAGGAACAGAUGCCAGAGCCAGGACGUAAACAACUUACGGCAGAAAUGGUCCUUAGCAUUCUGAAGCGGAUAAGUGAUGAAGACUGUCAAUUGUUAGGACUAGACCCCAAGUAUGCUCGCCCAGACUGGAUGAUUCUUCAAGUACUUCCUGUACCCCCACCUCCAGUUAGGCCUUCUGUAAUGAUGGAUACAUCAUCCAGGAGUGAGGAUGAUUUGACUCAUCAACUAGCGAUGAUUAUACGGCACAAUGAAAAUUUAAAGAAGCAAGAACGUAAUGGGGCACCUGCACACAUCAUUUCCGAAUUUGCACAGUUAUUGCAGUUCCAUAUUGCUACUUAUUUCGACAAUGAACUUCCUGGUCAACCUAGGGCUACUCAAAGAUCAGGUAGACCUAUCAAAUCAAUAUGUAGUAGAUUAAAAGCUAAAGAAGGUCGAAUCAGAGGCAAUUUGAUGGGUAAGCGGGUGGAUUUCUCUGCUCGAACUGUGAUCACUCCAGAUCCAACUAUUAACAUCGAUCAAUUGGGAGUCCCAUGGAGUAUUGCUUUGAAUCUCACUUAUCCAGAAACUGUGACACCAUACAAUAUCGAAAGGUUGAAGGAACUCGUUGAGUAUGGGCCACAUCCUCCACCAGGUAAAACUGGGGCCAAGUAUAUAAUCAGGGAUGAUGGACAAAGGCUUGAUCUUCGCUACUUAAAGAAGAGCAGUGAUCAACACCUCGAGCUUGGAUAUAAGGUGGAGCGGCACUUGAAUGAUGGAGAUUUUGUCCUAUUCAACCGACAACCUAGUCUGCAUAAGAUGUCUAUAAUGGGACAUAGGAUAAAAAUCAUGCCAUACUCCACUUUCCGUUUGAAUUUGUCUGUCACCUCACCCUACAAUGCUGAUUUUGAUGGUGACGAGAUGAACAUGCAUGUUCCACAGUCAUUUGAAACUAGAGCUGAAGUACUUGAACUCAUGAUGGUCCCCAAGUGCAUUGUCUCACCUCAGGCAAAUCGACCUGUAAUGGGAAUUGUCCAGGAUACCCUUUUAGGGUGCCGCAAAAUCACCAAAAGAGACACUUUCAUUGAGAAGGAUGUUUUUAUGAAUAUAUUGAUGUGGUGGGGAGAUUUUGAUGGAAAGGUCCCUGCUCCAGCGAUCUUGAAACCCAGGCCAAUUUGGACAGGGAAACAAGUUUUCAAUCUCAUCAUACCGAAGGCCAUAAACCUCAUUAGAUAUUCAUCCUGGCAUUUAGAUACAGAAAAAGGGUUUAUUACUCCAAGAGAUACUCAAGUUAGAAUUGAAAAGGGGGAGUUGCUUACGGGAACUCUUUGUAAGAAGAGUCUUGGGACAUCCACUGGAAGUCUAAUACAUGUUAUAUGGGAAGAAGUGGGGCCUGAUGCAGCACGUAAAUUUCUUGGAUAUACUCAGUGGCUUGUUAACUACUGGCUAUUGCAAACUGGCUUUAGUAUUGGAAUUGGGGAUACAAUCGCUGAUGCUAUGACUAUGAAAAAUAUCUGUAACACUAUUUCUGAUGCAAAGAACAAAGUUAAAAAGCUUAUAAUAGAUGCUCGAGAGAAGUUGUUAGAGGCUGAACCUGGGAGAACAGUUCAAGAGUCAUUUGAGAAUAAAGUAAAUCAGGUUUUGAACAAGGCUCGUGAUGAUGCUGGAACGUUUGCUGAAAAGAGUCUAGCUGAGAGCAAUAAUCUCAAAGCUAUGGUAACUGCUGGAUCAAAGGGGAGUUUUAUAAACAUUUCUCAAAUGACUGCCUGCGUGGGGCAGCAGAAUGUUGAAGGUAAGCGAAUCCCCUUAGGCUUCAUUCAAAGGACUCUCCCUCAUUUCAGCAAAGACGACAAUGGUCCAGAAAGUCGUGGCUUCGUUGAAAAUUCUUACUUGCAAGGUUUGACCCCACAGGAGUUCUUUUUCCAUGCUAUGGGUGGUAGAGAAGGUCUGAUUGACACUGCAGUGAAAACAUCUGAAACUGGUUACAUCCAAAGGCGAUUGGUGAAAGCCAUGGAAGAUAUCAUGGUCAAAUAUGAUGGUACAGUCAGGAACUCAUUAGGUGAUGUUAUCCAGUUCCUCUAUGGGGAAGAUGGUAUGGAUUCUGUUUGGAUAGAAACACAAAGGUUAGAGUCCCUGAAGGUUGAUAAAUUGAAGUUUGAUGACAUGUACAAAUACGAGAUUGAUGAUCCAAACUGGAAUCCAAAUUACAUGAUCCCAGAUGCUAUUGAUGACUUGAGGUUAAUACGUGAGAUCCGAAGUGUCUUUGAUGCAGAGGUUCAGAAGCUUGAAUCCGAUAGGCUCCAGCUGGGAACAGAGAUUAUUGGCACUGGUGAUAACUCCUGGCCCCUACCUGUUAAUAUUCAGAGACUGGUCUUAAAUGCUCAAAAGACUUUCCGGAUUGACUUCCGAAGACCAUCCGAUAUGCACCCUAUGGAGAUUGUGGAAGCCGUCGACAAACUACAAGAAAGGCUUAAGGUUGUUCAUGGUGAUGACUAUCUCAGCAUAGAAGCUCAAAAAAAUGCAACCCUCUUCUUCAACAUUUUGCUUCGUAGUGUCUUGGCAAGUAAAAGGGUCCUGAAGGAGUACAGACUCACGAGAGAAGCUUUUGAUUGGGUAAUAGGGGAGAUAGAGUCUCGCUUUUUACAGUCACUUGUUGCACCUGGUGAAAUGAUUGGCUGUGUUGCUGCACAGUCAAUAGGUGAACCAGCUACUCAAAUGACUCUUAACACCUUUCAUUAUGCUGGUGUGAGUGCAAAGAAUGUCACUCUAGGUGUACCAAGGCUGAGGGAGAUCAUUAAUGUGGCAAAGAAAAUAAAAACCCCGUCUCUUUCUGUGUUCUUAAAGCCUGAAGUGGGUAAAACGAAGGAGAGAGCUAAAGCGGUACAGUGUGCUUUGGAGUAUACCACCCUGAGGAGUGUGACCAAAGCCACAGAAGUGUGGUAUGAUCCAGACCCUAUGAGCACCAUCAUCGAAGAGGAUGUUGAGUUUGUUAAGUCGUAUUAUGAGAUGCCAGAUGAAGAGAUUAACCCUGACAAGAUAUCUCCAUGGUUGCUUCGAAUUGAGUUGAAUCGUGAAAUGAUGGUGGACAAGAAACUCAGCAUGGCUGACAUUGCAGAGAGGAUCAACCUUGAAUUUGACGAUGAUGUUACCUGCAUUUUCAAUGACGAUAACGCUGAAAAGUUGAUUCUCCGGAUUCGCAUCAUGAAUGAUGAAGCUUCGAAGGGUGAAUUGGAUGAUGAAUCCGCUGAGGAUGAUGUUUUUUUAAAAAAGAUAGAGAGCAACAUGUUGACUGAGAUGGCUCUUCGUGGCAUUCCUGACAUUAACAAAGUCUUCAUCAAGAGCACCAAAGUACAAAAAUUUGAUGUGAAGGAAGGCUUUAAAGCUGAGGAAGAAUGGAUGUUGGACACUGAGGGAGUCAACCUCCUAGCAGUCAUGUGUCAUGAAGAUGUUGAUGCCAAAAGAACAACAAGCAACCACUUGAUUGAAGUCAUUGAGAUUCUUGGGAUUGAGGCAGUUCGAAAGGCAUUACUUGAUGAAUUGCGUGCUGUCAUAUCUUUCGAUGGUUCUUAUGUGAAUUACAGACACUUGGCCAUUUUGUGUGACACUAUGACAUAUCGUGGCCAUUUGAUGGCCAUCACCCGGCAUGGAAUAAACAGGAAUGACACAGGACCGAUGAUGAGGUGUUCAUUUGAAGAGACUGUGGACAUUCUUCUCGAUGCUGCUGUGUUUGCUGAGUCGGAUCACUUGAGGGGCGUUACUGAAAAUAUUAUGUUGGGUCAGCUUGCACCAAUUGGGACAGGCGAAUGUGCUUUGUAUCUGAAUGAGGAGAUGUUGAAACAUGCUAUUGAGAUCCCGUUGCCUAGUUACAUGGACAGUGGGCUUGAAUUUGGAAUGACACCUGGACGGUCCCCGAUCAGUGGCGCCCCAUAUGAUGGUCUCAUGUCUCCUAUGCUUAUGAGUCCUAAUUUCAGAAUGUCACCAUCCACUGGUGCUCAGUUUUCUCCUUUGCUCAGUGGAAUGGCUUUUUCACCCUCUUCUAAGUACAGUCCGUAUUCACCUAUGUACAUGGAAUCUGGAUACAGUCCAUCCUCACCCAAUUAUAGCCCUGACUCCUCCGGUUAUAGCCCUACCUCUCCCACAUAUUCUCCCACCAGUCCAUUCUACUCACCAACUUCACCGCGCUACAGCUCCACCUCGCUGAGCUACAGCCCUACAUCACCUCGUUACAGCCCUACCUCGCUGAGCUACAGCCCCACCUCGCUGAGCUACAGCCCUACAUCACCUCGUUACAGCCCUACCUCGCUGAGCUACAGCCCCACCUCGCUGAGCUACAGCCCUACAUCACCUCGUUACAGCCCUACAUCACCUUGUUACAGCCCUACCUCACUUAGUUACAGCCCUACAUCUCACACAUACAGCGCGACUUCUCCAUCAUACAGCCCGACAUCACCUUGGUAUAGUCCGACUUCUCCAUCUUAUAGUCCGACUUCUCCAUUUUAUAGUCCAACAUCACCAUCCUAUAGUCCUACUUCACCAGCAUACAACCCUACCUCUCGUGAGUAUAGUCCUACAUCACCAAGCUAUAGUCCCACCUCACAGAGCUACAAUCCUUCAGCAAGCUACAGCCCAUCACUUGCAUACUCACCCACCAGUCCCAAGCUGUCUCCUAGUCCAUACAGCCCAUCUUCCCCAAGUUACAGUCCUACAUCACCAUCGUACUCACCAACAUCUCCUUCUUAUUCACCUUCCAGCCCAACCUAUAGUCCAACCAGCCCAUACAACUCGGGCACAAGUCCGGAUUACAGCCCUAGUUCUCCUCCAUACAGUCCAAGUGCAGGUUAUUCUCCCAGUGCACCUAGGUAUUCCCCGUCUUCUACAAGCCAAUAUACACCCCAAAUGAGUGAUAGGGAUGACAAGAGCGUUAAAGAUGACAAAAGCAUACUCUAGAGACUAGAGUUAGUUGAUAUCGACGCAAGUUCCAAUCUUUUGUAUUUUUGGUGGGGGCCUCUCUUACCCCACAGUAGGUGGGGGCCUUUGCGGCACUGGGGUGAUGAUGAUGAUGAUAAUACCUUAAUGACGUAUACCAUGAAGUAAAUGCAGGACGAUUUUGAGGAUCAUUUUAAUUUGAUCUUUUUAACGAUGGAUGACACGUUAUUCGGGCUCUUAUUGCUUCUUAUAUGCCCAUCAGCUGCUUGAUGCGCGCGGGGACAACCCCUGGUGGGAAAAUCAUGUUUAGAAACUAAUACAGCUGUGGUGAGUAAGGAUUUGCGGGAAGCUUUUCUGAAGGCGGUGUUUGUUAUAUAUCAAAUUGGUCCAUGAGUGAAAGUGUGAAACUGUUAAAGCACUGAAUAUUCGAGUUCAUCUGAUUUGUUAAUACUCUGUGUAUAACAUAAUAUCCAGCUAUAUACUCCAUUUUUAGAAAUGUUUCUCAUUCCCAAAAAAUAGCUACACGUAGGCCCUGUCCUGGACUGGCCUACAUAUUUUCUGAAUCUGGGUCACCAUCCUUUAAAAGUUCUUCCCAGUGAUUCUGAGUUUUCCCCCGAAGUGGGGUAGUUUUAAAUCUUAU
This is a messenger RNA of Cuscuta epithymum, 6419 nucleotides long. Lineage: Eukaryota; Viridiplantae; Streptophyta; Magnoliopsida; Solanales; Convolvulaceae. The record is from the annotation of a GenBank genome assembly.